Molecule: messenger RNA, 2174 nt
Organism: Scaptodrosophila lebanonensis
Lineage: Eukaryota; Metazoa; Arthropoda; Insecta; Diptera; Drosophilidae
Product: amidophosphoribosyltransferase
Exons: 2
Coding region: 157-1782 (541 amino acids)
Biological process (GO): purine nucleobase biosynthetic process; purine nucleotide biosynthetic process
Molecular function (GO): amidophosphoribosyltransferase activity
Source: RefSeq, a predicted model, not a curated record
CGGUCGCGUGCUUCAAUUGCGUCUGUAUGUGUGUGCUUGUGCGAGUUAAGCUUGCUCGGGCCAGGCGUGUUUUUAUUUCUUUUUUGUUAAGUUUUUCGUUUAACUAUAAAAUAGUUGCGUAAAUCAAAAGCUUUUCGCAGUUUUGAUACCAGCAUCAUGUCAAACUGCAGCGCCCGUAGCAGCAACGAGGGGCAGGCAAAGGGGGAGCAGCAACAUGUGCGCCAAGUUCAAUACGACGGCACGACAACACCACCGACUUCGAUAGCCGAAUGCAAGGAGCUGACCGGUUUAACCCACGAGUGUGGCGUAUUUGGCGCAAUUGCUUGCGGAGAUUGGCCCACGCAGAUAGAUAUCGCACAUGUUGUCUGUCUGGGUCUGGUGGCUUUGCAACAUCGGGGCCAAGAAUCGGCUGGCAUUGCUACGAGCGAGGGCAAAUCUGGAAAGAACUUUAAUGUUCAUAAAGGCAUGGGCAUGAUCAGCACCCUUUUCAAUGAAGAAAGCAUGAAAAAGUUGCGUGGCAAUCUGGGCAUUGGGCAUACACGGUACUCCACGGCUGGAGGAUCGGAGGUGGUCAAUUGCCAGCCAUUUGUGGUGCACACAGCUCAUGGACCUUUGGCCUUGGCCCACAACGGCGAGCUGGUGAACAAUGAGUCUCUGCGGCGCGAGGUCCUUACACGUGGUGUCGGCCUCUCCACACAUAGCGACAGUGAAUUGAUAGCUCAAUCAUUGUGCUGUGCACCCGAGGAUGUAUCGGAAAACGAUGGUCCCAACUGGCCGGCACGCAUUCGUCACUUUAUGACGCUGGCACCGCUCUCCUACUCCCUUGUCAUCAUGCUGAAGGACAAGAUAUAUGCUGUACGGGAUACCUAUGGAAAUCGGCCUCUGUGCAUUGGCAAGAUUGUGCCCAUUAAUGCGGGGCAUGGUGCAAGCGCGGAGACACGAGCCGAUGGCUGGGUGGUGUCCAGCGAGAGCUGUGGCUUCCUCUCGAUUGGCGCUCGUUAUGUGCGUGAAGUCGAGCCCGGCGAGAUUGUGGAGCUGACUCGCAGUGGCUACCGAACUGUGGAUAUUGUGGAAAGGCCGGACUUCAAACGCAUGGCCUUCUGCAUAUUUGAGUAUGUCUACUUUGCCCGUGGUGACAGCAUCUUCGAGGGUCAGAUGGUCUACUCGGUGCGCAUGCAAUGCGGUCGACAGUUGUGGCGUGAGGCCCCCACCGAGGCCGACAUUGUGAGCUCAGUGCCUGAGUCUGGAACGGCGGCAGCACACGGAUAUGCCCGCGAAUCCGGUCUAGAAUUUGCCGAAGUGCUCUGUCGCAAUCGCUAUGUGGGACGCACUUUUAUACAGCCGUCGACGCGUUUGCGACAAUUGGGUGUGGCCAAGAAAUUCGGCGCUCUUUCGGAAAAUGUGGCCGGCAAGCGACUGGUCUUAAUCGACGACUCAAUAGUCCGUGGCAACACCAUUGGACCCAUCAUCAAGUUGUUGCGCGAUGCCGGCGCCAAGGAGGUGCAUAUACGCAUUGCCAGUCCACCGCUGCAAUAUCCAUGUUACAUGGGCAUCAAUAUACCCACUCGAGAAGAGCUUAUCGCCAACAAGCUGGACGCCAAGCAGCUGGCUCGUCAUGUGGGCGCUGACACGCUCCAAUACUUAAGUGUUGAGGGACUUGUUCAGGCGGUCCAGUUAAAGCGACAGACGAGCGGAGGAGGGGAUAAGAGAAUGACGGGUCAUUGCACUGCUUGCUUAACUGGUGAAUACCCCGGCGGGUUGCCCGACGAGCUGAGCUGGUGAGCUCACAACUCACGCCUCUCUUUUUUGUUUACUAAAAGCCAUUAUCCAUAAUCCAUUCCAUAUAACUACUAUCGACCAUUCUCCACCAGACACAACGAAAACAAUACGAAUCUUCAACAGUAUAAAAGCCUUAAGAGCGCUGCUCAAAUUUCUGUCACAAAUUUUUUAAUUUGCAUUUAGUAUCCGAUUUCGGAUAAAAGCUCGAAUACUAUACGUAGUUUUUUGUAUCUAUACACACUUAUUUCCAUAGCCUUUAAGUAAAAUGUAGGGCCUAGGAACCCAGCUAUCUAAAUAUAGAUCUUUGACAAUUGCAUUGUUUAUAGUUUUAGUACUUUGUAGAGCCUACGAAUGCCAAUAAAAAAAUUACAAUUAGCAAAGACUAAGACAACUAA